AUGCCUGGUGGAGAAUGCCAAACAGAUCAUCACCUUGUGCACUCAAUAGCCAAUGGUGUGAAGCAAGGCUGUGUUCUUGCACCAACUUUAUUCACAGUCUUCUUCAGCAUGAUGCUCCAAAGGGCCACAGCAGACCUCGAUGAUGAAAACGGUGUCUACAUUCGAUAUCGUACCGAUGGGAGCCUAUUCAACCUCAGGCAACUGAAGGCCCACACUAAGACCUUAAAUCAUCUUGUCCAUGAGCUGCUUUACGCUGAUGAUGCCGCCCUCGUCGCCCACACAGAAGUAGCUCUGCAGCGUUUAACAUCCUGCUUUGCAGAGGCUGCUGAACUUUUUGGACUGGAAGUCAGUUUGAAGAAAACAGAAGUUUUAUAUCAGCCUGCACCUCAGGAAGUCUCCCAUCAUCCCCAUAUCACCAUUGGUGAAACAGAGCUCAAAUCAGUCCAGCAGUUUAACUACCUGGGAAGCAUUAUCUCCUCAGACGGUAAGAUUGAUGCAGAAAUAGACAACAGGUUAGCUAAGGCAUACAGAGCUUUUGGUAAACUCCAUAAAAGAGUGUGGCGAAAGAAGAAAAGUACAAAGAUCAGCGUUUACAGAGCUGUUGUACUGUCUGCUCUUUUAUAUGGAUCUGAAUCGUGGGUCAUUUACCCGCACCACUUGCGUCUCUUAGAACGCUUCCAUCAGCGCUGCCUCCGUACAAUCCUAAACAUCCACUGGACGGAUUAUGUGACCAACACGUCUGUCCUUGAACAGGCAGCAGUCACGAGCAUUGAGGCCAUGCUGCUGAGAACACAGCUGAGCUGGGCAGGGCACGUCUCCAGGAUGCAGGACUACCGCCUCCCUAAGAUCGUGCUCUAUGGGGAACUUGCCACUGGCUGCCGCAAGAGAGGAGCCCCGAAGAGGAGAUACAAGGACUGCCUGAAACAAUCCCUCAGCCUUGGCCAUAUUGAUCACCACCAUUGGUCUACCCUGGCCUCCAGUCGGGAGGCCUGGAGACAGACACACCAUCUAUAACGCUGCUGCUGCUUUUGAGAACACACGCAGGAUCACUCUCGAGGAGAAAAGACAACGCAGAAAGAAUCGUGUCUUGUCGACAUCACCUGGGGAGUCUUUCUGCUGUGCCUUCUGCAACCGGACUUGUCUAUCUCGCAUUGGCCUUUUUAGCCAUCAGCGUGCUUGUAGCAAGCGUGGGUAGAGCCCUUCUCAAAUCUUCGUUCGCAAAGCCUAGCCAUGAUGAUGAUGAUAGAAGAAGAAAGCCUUUAGCAUUUCUCAUGCUGUAUUUUUCCAUCCUUAACUGGAUAAAAUAAGGGAAAUACAUUUUCUUGCCCCCUCCCUAUUUUCUUUUAACUUCCACACCUAAUCCCAGCUUCCACUGCAGAGGAUGCCCAGAAAGACAUUCACCUGAAUGGUCUACCAUUUAGGAGGCAAUCAGGCAGAGGCUAGUGAUCUUGUUCUCACUGACAAAGAAUCUCAUAGAUUUUCUACUUAGGAUAGAAAAGGUUGAUGGUUUCACUCAGAAAAAAUAAUAUUUAAAUGUGAGGAGAAAGGCAAGAACAGACAUUGAGUAUGUCAUAUGAGUACUUAAACCUUCACUACUUCUUGUUUUGUUUAGGAGGUUAAAAACUGUUUAAAGUUUCUUUCAAAUUAAGAACAGCUGCUUAUAAGCAUGAGGGCCUGUCCUCAUCUUGACUCCCCUUUUACAAGUUAUUGAAAGACAAUAGUGAAUUUCCAAAUAGUUUAAUGACCAUUGUUCUUAUACACUGUUUGUAGUACAGUACAUACUCUUUAGUUGCUUCCAUUGAGAUGUGACCUUGAAGAGCCUUUAUGCAGAUGGAUACCAGUAUGUCAUUUAUUAUUAAAAUUUUCUAUAGUUAAGACUCAGGCAUUAGGAAUAUCUGUGCUUUUGUGUAUUAAAAAGGUAAAAGUAACAGCUUUAGUUUUGCCUGAAGAAUCCAACAAAAUUCUUGGGCUUUUUAUUGGGCUUCAAGGUAUUCUUGCAAAAAUUCUUUUGUGAACUAUUAUAAUCUCAUCUAUUUUUUUUCUCUCUUAAAUCAUUGCCAUGUUUCACCACAUGAAUUCUUCAUAACUUUUUUUUGCUCGUUCUGCUUCUGGAAGCAAGAAGAGAAAUCUCUCUGGUGGUACUGCAUGUGUGUGGUCAGGAGCUAUGUAGCCAUACAUCCUUAGUUCUUUGUGAAGAACAAAAGGUCUCUGAGUAAAUUUUGUUGAUAGUAUUGCAACAUAGAUCUGGUAUGGCAAUGCAUUUGAAAAAUGAGAUUCUUCCUGUGACCUCCUGGAAAUGGCAUUCCAACGGAAGACCAGAUGACAUGGUCAUUUCUAUAAACCAGAAGGUUUAUGUAAGUGUUUCUCAGGUGUUGGCAGGUGGGUUCUUUAAACCUCUGCUGUCUGCUUUUUAUCUUUUGCACUGAAAUUAAUUUAGCCCCAGUUAAAGACACAGGCAGAGAUGGCUUAUUAUUAUACAUUACACUACAGACAACAGCCAAAAUUGCUAUCACCUGGGCUCCAAGAAAACUUUUAUUCUUGCAAAAAUAUAAUGCUGUCUUUUCACAGGUAGUCAGAAGUCCUCACUUGGACUCCAGCACACACUGAAAACCAAGUGGAUAGGAAGGAAAGAAAAGAUCACCCAAGUUAUAUUCUCUUCCUGUGCCCUUUGGUUGUGUCUACCGUUCUUCCCCCGAGAUGCUGUAUCAUCCUUUACAUAGUUGCCCCAAAAUGCUCAAAGUAUUGUUAAAUCCUACUAUAUUUAUAUACCUUCUGUAAAAACUCUCUUUUCUGAUUCUAAAGUCACAAAGAGAGAAAAGUACAUUGAAUGUUAAAGGCUAUUCAAAUAUCUUGUAGGACAGGUACUGAGAUGAAAAAAUCACCAGUGAUAUAUUACUUUUCUGGUGGGGUAAAUCUGGAUUCACAUGCUCUAAUUUGAGCAUAUUUUGUCUACAGGACAUUCACCUUCUGCUUUUUGGUUCAGUAAUUUGGGGUGAUGGUUAAGCAGAAUGUUCAGCCAAACUAUACCAUAAACAAUCUCUACAGAAUGAAUGAUGCCCACUCUGUCUUAUUAUAACUUAAGAAUUGUUCACAGUCUAACUGCAUGUUUCAGGCUUACAUUUUACGGAGAACAAAACUGUCCUCUUAUGUCCAGAUCCAAAGUUGGAGAACUGGAUUAUGCUCUCCUUACAAAGUCAUGGAUAAUUCUGUGGGAAGGGAAUACUCUGUAUAUCUCAUCUUUCUCCCUGGAAAAACAGUUUUUGCAGCCUGCAAUAUGAAAUACUGCAGUAAAGACUGAGCUCCUCUCUGUAGGUCAGCAUCUGACUCCAAGAAGAAAUAGCUGAGUCUUGUUUCUGGCAGAUGUUGAUCUGAUUGGUUUCUAAAGACUUCCAUUAGCCUCCCUUUCCUUGCCAGUUUAGUCUGGUCUAGGGUAUCCUUAUCAGUAGAAAAUUUUUCGUAGUAACUGACAGCAAUUAUAGCUGCUGCUUAAACCCAUUUAUCCCUUGUUUCACGCACUGGAGAUACGUAAAAUGCAUUAUCCUUCUCCUCUGUCAUCAUCUGUAUAUGUGUUUAAAAAUGUAUGUGCCCCCCCCAAGGUAAACUGCAGACACAGAAAAUAGCAGAACCUCUGUUUUUUCAGCCACCUAAGAUGUGUAACCUUGCAAACCAGAAACCUCUUUACACUGUUGAAUGGUAUGCUAGCUAGUAUCCUCUUCUGGUUGAUAAAUUCACAGAAGCUUUAGUUCAUAAAUAUAUACACUAAUGUUUACACACACUAAUGGUAGGAGGACUAAGGCCUUAAGGAAUAAGAAACUAGCACAAAAGAAACCCUUUGAACCUCCUCCCACUAAUCAUCUCUCCACCUCACUUGGGCCACACAGAUUUAAAACCUGCUUUCAGAUCCAUAAGAAUGCAUCUUAAUGGAUUUGCAACAAUAACUAAUUCUUGUUUUUACAGACUACUUUUUAAUUAGGAAUUUUCAGUGUUGCAGACACAGUGAUUAAUUCAAUUUAACUGCUUUUACUGUGCGAAAGAUAUUGCAGUAUUAUGCCAAUUUAAAAAAUAGAAAGUGAGACUAUACAGGUUCAACCCCAAAAUUGGACAUAGUUAAAACUAGACAUCUCAACAAGUGGUCCAAUUUUCAGAAGGUCUAAGCCCUCCUUACUAGUGCAACUGUUACAAGUGUCUACUUAUGGCCACUAAUAGAACUUAACUGGUCAACUCUUGAAAGGAAAACAGAAUACUUAAAUACUUUUUUCUCACCUUUCACAAUUAAUCUUUUUGUUUACUAUAGUCGUUAUACUAUUUUCCAAACACAUUUUCCGAAAAUACUGUAAGAAGAGAUGCAGUAAGGCUAUUUCUGCAGAGUUGGUGGCUUUAUUACCUUCUUUAAUUCUUUUUACUUUUUUAAAUACAGGCAUUCAGGAAAAAACAUAGUCUGUAUUAACCAUUGGAAUCUUGGGUGGCUGACCCCAAUCUAUCUUUGAUGACAACUGAACAAAGACAUACAAACUCACUUCCAUAUGUUUCUCGCUAUUUGCACUCAAUCAGUUACCUAAACAUUCAGAGAAUCUGGACAUUCAACAUUGCAGGAAAACUUCAGUGAGCUUUUGGGUAAUAAGGUAUGCAGGAUGUAACUCCCUCAUGUGAAGUUUACCAGACUAAAAUUAGAUGCAUUAAGGAAUUUUUAUGGACACUUGCAACUAUUUCUUCUCAGAUUGCAGUGGUAUUCAACAAAAUUAGUCUCUAUGUCUUAGACCAGCUGGGGGAAAUGAAACUUUAACUCUUUCAAAAUCUUUAUUAUUUCUUUGUUUUAGAGCUAGACAUGGUCUGGUGGUAAAAACUUAGCUUUCCUAUAAUAAAUGAUCUUUAAUCCAUCUUUUUACCCUGGAAACUAUUACACAAAAUAUUCUAUAUGCUGUUAGAAGAUAAAACUCGAACAAAGUCCUACUUUGUGUGAGGACACAUGGUUACAUGUGUUUAAAUGCUUUUGACUUCAAACUUCUUUAGUUCAGCAUUUAAACUCUUAAUUUUUGGAGAUACUGUCCUCUUUACCAUUGGGUAUUAAAAAAUAUCAAAACCAAAAAACAGAGUUUCUUUGUGCUGAAAAACCCCUAUACUUUGGGAUCCACCCCCAGGAUGUGUAAUAAAAAUAUGUGUGGAGACUGUUGAGCAUGGUAAGGUUUUAUUUGGAGUUCAGAUGAAUUUAGAAAUUAUAAAUAGUGUGUAUGAGACAGGAAACUCAUUCUUCACAUAGCCUGAGUGGUUAUCCAUAUACUUUUAACAUGCACAAAAAGCCUAAACAUUUUGCUAUUUGUCAGUGUUCAAGUAGAGAUAAGAAUGACUUCAUUUUUAUCAAAUGGAAAUUUGAAUAUGUCCUAGAAACUGCAAUGGUAUAGUUGGGAAUAAAGUAACUAAAGAAAUCUUGGCAUUGCUACUCUAGUAGUGGCGAGUAAAUGCCCCAGGCUGCAGUUACACAGUCAGAUCAGUUCUGAGAAUUUUGCUGUACUAGAAUUAUAGAGGAUGGGGGUGGGGAGCUUGUUUAUAUGAUUUCAAAGUAUAUCCCCAUUUUUUUUCCUAAUUUUUCUGAAAAGCUUGGGUUUUAACAUAAUACCUGCACUAGGAAUUUAUUAAAGUUGAAGCAACUGAAAUAUGUGGUCUGCUUUCAGUGCAUGCAUGUUCUACCCAUAUCUCUCUCUCAUAUCCUUAUGUCAAAUGAGUAAUGAGUGUGCACCCUUUUGUCUGGCAGAGAUCAGCUGUGUUUCCUCCAUCUCUUUUUCCAAGGAAGUGAAAUACAGAGGUGAAAACUUGGCAUCAAGCUGGGAUUCAACUGAAGAUGGCAAAAUGUGAAGGCAAGGGCCCUUCCAGUCUCUUUAACUGUCACUCUUGAGAAGGGAUUAGUGGCAGGGAAGAGUAACUCAGACAACUCGCUAUGGUACUCAUGUAACUGAAAGCAGAGGAAUACUGACUUCCAAAUGUUGCAGCCCUCACAGAUAACCAGACCCCUUUGUUUGUGGCUUUACUGCUGUCCACAUCAAGGAGACUCCUGACAGCUUUGCAGAAUACACAUGAAUACACCCAAAAAAAUAAAUUACUAGAUGGCUUACACUAGAACCUACUUCCCAGAGCAGAAUUAUGCACAUGUGUAAGCAUUUGCAGUUUGAGGCCUGCAGUAUAAUUAAUAUACUGCAGGCCCCAAACUGCAUCAAAACUCCAAAAACUACUUCUGCUUUGCUUUGAAAUCUCCCUUUUCUCUCCUUCCUCCUAUUAUGUAUUUAUCCUCAUACAUUUUUAAGACUGUGCUAAUUAGCUGGAUCUGCAUGUCUUAUCACCUAUUCAAACAACCUAUGGGAGACCAUACAAACUAAAUAGCUUCGGGUAGAACCAUAUAUUUUUUCUUUAAAAAAACCAGGAUACACAUAUCAAAUACAACUUUCCUUUUUCCUUUGGUAUAAGCAAGAGAUUGUGUUUGGAAAGGGUGUUUUUGAUUAUAAGGUAGGAGAAGGGGUGGUUUGAUGAUAUGUUUAGAAGCUGUGAGACAGCCUUGCAAAGGGAAAGCUUAUUGGAUACUUGGAGGGAGCAGGUUGUAUAAACUCUCCCCAGUUCUGCAGAGCCACUCUGUAUAUGUGUUGUUUUUUUCUGAAGACAGCCUGCAGAGGCAAGUUUGGUUGUGAGUAAUGAAAGUCUGGUAGAGAUCAAGCUCAAGUCACCUGUCUGCUCCUGGAAUGACCGAAGCACGAUAAGGCUGGGGUAGAGGGGAUGUGGAACACUUCAAAAGCUCAGACACUGGGAAAAUGAAAACAAUACCACAGCUUUGGAUCAUUUCCUGGUAUUUCACUACUUUUUUAGCAAGUGGGGAUGGGAGAAGGAUAGGUCUGGAAAAUAUUAAAUUGGCUCCAAAGAGCAUUUAAAAAAAAAAAAAAAAGGGGAAUUUUGCAGACAUUAACUGUCUAUUGCAUGGCUGUGUGUUUGGAAAUACAGCACAGUUAAGAAAUAUGUCUAAGUUUUUAUACUUUUUUUCCUUUUCGAGGUGCCCCCAGAGCUUUUGGCUAAUGUUUUCAUCAUUAUAACAAAGUUGUCGGAUCAGCCCUGUGGACCUGCUAUUGCUGCCUGUUCCACUGAGAAACGGUUUGGAGAUGUGGUGCUGAAAAGUGGCGAAUGUGACUCCAAGACGUGGUGCUGAAAAAGGGGUGAAAGUGGCUGAGCCCAAUGAAACUGAUGCAGCAGAACCCGAGCCCCAGCACAACGGAAUGGCAGCAUGGUGCCAUGCAGAUGAUCUAGCUGUCGGGGCUUUGUCCGUCAUUGUUUUCCAUUGCCUCAGGCUCAGGGAUGGGGAGUGCCUGCCAUCUUGUCUUUGCCCUGGCAGCCAUGUGGAACUAAGUUGAGGUGGUGAACAGCUUUUGUGUGUAAAGCACCUUCUCUUUUUGUAUACUUUUGUUAUUAAUAAUGCUGCUGUUACAGUGCAUUUCUUAUUCCAUUGCUGUUUGCUUUCAGUAAAUUGUUAUCUCAACCAAUAGUCUCUGCCACUGUCCCUCUCUUUCUAGAGGGGGCAGGGGGAAGGGGAGUGGCUUAUUUGGAGUUUAAUUUCCAGCUGGUGUUAAACCACCACACAGGACCAUAGGCAACAGCACAAAGUGAAACACAGGAGGUUCCCUCUGAACAUCAGGAAACACUAUUUUCCUGUAAGGGUGACCAAGAACUGUCACAGGUUGCCCAGAGAGGUGCUGGACUCUCCUUCCUUGGAGAUAUUCAAAAACUUUCUGGAUGUGGUCCUGGGCAAUUGGUGCUGCUGCUUGAUGAAGGAGGUUGGACCAGAUGACCUCCAGAGGUUCUUCCCAAUCUCAACCACUCCGUGAUUCUGUGAUGUUAAUAUUUAUUGAUUAUUAUACUGAGUCUGGAAUUUACUCUGGAAAUAUUAAACCUGACAAACCUAGUUUUCCCUCAACUCUGCAUGCUCACAUUCCUUUUCAGGAAAAAAAGUGUUUUGGAACAAUUAUUAGCAGCAGUGCUGCUCUUGCGUAGUUAUCAGACUAAGGGCUUGUGACUGACACCAGUGUAUCACACUGGCAUUCCACCAGUGUCAGAGGGUCUAGGUAUUGCACUGCAUAGCUGAGGUACUAUUUCAUCUGCCCUGGAAGACACAUACUGCUAAGGCUAAUGGGAGUCUUUUGGCAGUCAUACGCUGGAAUAACAAAACUGUUCAGUAUAGAGUGAAGCUAUGUAUUUGAAGAACAGAAGGCUGACAAAUAGAACCAUGAGAGUAUGAGCAAAAUUUAGGAGCUGCUCCUGUUCCCACUGCAAUAUUGCUAAAAAAUCCUGGAGCCUUGAAAGAAUGUCAAGUACCUUCUGUGCAUCUUUCUCUGUAGAUGUUCGAACACAGUCAUGAAAUAAAAAUAGGUUUUGUGCUGCUAAGUAAAAAUAAUGGUACCACAAGGAAAAUGUUCCUCUUGCCUGACUGAUUCCUCUCCCACCAAAUAACUGGCUAUAAUUUCAUUAAUGUCUCACACUGGUGCAUUUCCUGGAACGUUAAUGGCAGAUUUGAUGCUAAUACAGCUUAGCCUCUGGUUGUGGUCAUUAUCCUCUAGAAGUGAUCUGUGUCUUAGCAACAAUUAGUUAAUUUUAAAUCACUACACAUCUGUGCAUUUUUUGUUUCUCCUUUCCUCACACUCCUUUGUCCUCCCCAGCCUACCUCUGGUUCUGCUUGUGACAAGGCUGAAACCUAUCUUUUCUAAAUGCUAACAAUUGUGGAGGAAGUAGGCAGGGGACUGAACAGUUGAUGAAACUC
Molecule: messenger RNA, 8785 nt
Organism: Myiozetetes cayanensis
Lineage: Eukaryota; Metazoa; Chordata; Aves; Passeriformes; Tyrannidae
Exons: 3
Coding region: 1-1014 (337 amino acids)
Source: RefSeq, a predicted model, not a curated record